This is a messenger RNA of Dendronephthya gigantea, 1314 nucleotides long. RefSeq names its product ATP-dependent DNA helicase RecQ-like. Gene Ontology annotation, molecular function: ATP binding; 3'-5' DNA helicase activity; four-way junction helicase activity. Gene Ontology annotation, cellular component: cytoplasm; chromosome; nucleus. NCBI's taxonomy places the organism in Eukaryota, Metazoa, Cnidaria, Anthozoa, Malacalcyonacea, Nephtheidae. The transcript has 2 exons. The record is from RefSeq and is a predicted model, not a curated record. The coding region runs from base 1 to 1314 and encodes 437 amino acids. Gene Ontology annotation, biological process: double-strand break repair via homologous recombination.
AUGUAUUUAAAGCGCGAUGUUAUUUGCGUUCUUCCUACUGGCUAUGGAAAAUCUUUAGUGUUUCAACUGCUACCUGGUUUGAUGUUCGCCAAAGAAAAACUGCGAGAUGUUUGUCUUCGAGAUAUUGAUAUUUCUGUGGCAGCGACUAUAAUCAUCGUUGUGUCACCGCUUAAUGCGUUUAUAAGCAACCAGAUCUCCCGCCUUGGCUCAACUGGUAUAAGAGCAUCAGUACUUGGCAUUAAAGUUAACCAGGAAGAAAGCGAACAUGACCCCCUCGAAUGUGAUCUACAACAUGGCGAGGAUAAUAAACUACGAGCGGGUUUUUAUCACAUUGUAUUUGCACAUCCUGAAUCUUUUGUUUCAUGUAAAUAUGGGCGUGAAUUGCUCAAGAGCCAGACAUACCAAGACAAAAUUUGUGCUAUUGUAAUUGAUGAGGCUCACUGCAUACUGGAAUGGGGGAGAGAGUUCAGAACUGACUACAGCAAACUGGGAGUUCUGUGUGCAAUUUUUCCAGAUGUUCCUGUACUUGCAAUGACUGCAACUGCAAACAAUGAAGAUAGGAACUGUAUAAAAGAGUCACUGGGAUUGAAGGACUGCAAAAAUGUCAUUGGUAAUCCAGACAGAAAGAAUGUUUUCUACAAGAAAAUUUUCAGGCAUGGAAAUGAUAUGGAGUCUUGUGAAGGUAUCUUGCAGCCAAUUGCCAAAAAGCUAUUAAAGGAGAAGACUAAUCAUCCCAUUACAGUAAUUUACCUUCCAUUAAAGUUGUGUGGAUUUGCCUACAAACUUUUCGAACAUGUUUUGGGGAGUAGGCAAUAUUACCCAGAGGGUUCCUUGAAAAUACCUGAAAAUAGGCUAUUUGCCCAGUUUCAUGCCUCCCAAACAAAGAUUAUGAAAGAACAAAUCCUUAAUCAGGUCUGCUCUGCUGAAAGCACUGUACGUGUAAUUUUUGCAACAAUUGCUAUGGGUAUGGGGGUGGAUAUACCAUCUAUACGGCAUGUCAUCCACAUCAGUCCACCAUGCAGCAUUAAGGCAUAUUUCCAGGAGACCGGAAGAGCUGGAAGGGAUGGAAAGCAUGCACAAGCUCUGUUGUAUUACAACAACCAUGAUAGUGCGAGGAACAGAGUGGGAAUGACAGAUGAAAUAAGGCAAUUUUGCAAAAGUGAGAGUUGUUUAAGAAUUCAGAUGCUACAUGCACUUGACUUUGACAAUUCAUAUCCUAUUGAGCCAGUUCAUCUUUGCUGCAACAUGUGUGCCAAGAAAUGUUCAUGUGAAGAAUUUCACUUUAGUGCUAGCCUAGUUGGCCAAAAACUUUAA